This is a messenger RNA of Guyanagaster necrorhizus, 1088 nucleotides long. RefSeq lists its product as uncharacterized. Gene Ontology annotation, molecular function: peptidyl-prolyl cis-trans isomerase activity; cyclosporin A binding. The record is from RefSeq and is a predicted model, not a curated record. Gene Ontology annotation, biological process: protein peptidyl-prolyl isomerization; protein folding. Gene Ontology annotation, cellular component: cytoplasm; fungal-type vacuole; endoplasmic reticulum. Lineage: Eukaryota; Fungi; Basidiomycota; Agaricomycetes; Agaricales; Physalacriaceae. The transcript is spliced from 14 exons. The coding region runs from base 1 to 930 and encodes 309 amino acids.
AUGAUCUUCCGUCGACUCUCCUUGGUCAUUUUCCUCUUUACUGCCACCGCGUUUUUCUGCACUCGGUCGGCCGAUGCUGCCAAGGGUCCUAAAAUAACGCACAAGGUCUACUUUGACAUCAAGCAUGGCGACGAGGAACUUGGACGAAUCGUCAUGGGCUUGUACGGUGGUACCGUUCCUAAAACUGUUGAGAACUUCCGAGCUCUUGCCACUGGCAAGGAUAAGGACGGAAAUGAACUCGGAUUCGGAUAUAAGGGUUCCAAGUUCCACCGAGUCAUCAAGGAUUUCAUGAUUCAAGGUGGUGACUUCACCAAAGGUGAUGGAACCGGCGGAAAGUCGAUCUACGGUGACCGGUUCGCCGAUGAGAAUUUCAAACUCCGUCACACUGGUCCUGGAACCUUGUCCAUGGCCAAUGCCGGUAAAGACACGAAUGGCUCCCAAUUCUUCAUUUGCACCGUGGUCACCAGCUGGUUGGAUGGCAAACACGUCGUUUUCGGCAAGGUUCUGGAUGGCAUGGAUAUUGUACACCAAAUUGAAAAUGUUGCAAAGUCUCGAGACAAGCCCGUCGUCGAUGUCAUCAUUGCUGAUUCUGGAGAGCUCGAAGUGGGGGCCGUGACCGACGAAGAAGGAAACCAGGAAUCCCCAGUCUCUCAGCCAACGACAAGCGCCGCGGCUGACAAUUAUUUAACGACUGGAACAUUAUCGGCCACAACACCAAUGGCAACUGAAUCAAUCACAAUCACCCUUGAGGCUGAAGUGACCUCUUCGACUUUGAGGAACGUCAUUCUUGGACUCUUGUUGGUUGGUGUUGCCGGUGCUCUCCUCGCUUGGAUGCGAACAUUCCAAUGGCUUCAUCGCGUGAUAUCACGAAAGGAGCGCGGUCUUUACAGGAAAGUAGGGGACGAAGACAUAGAAAAACGUGUGGAAUAGUUCAUAGCCAGGUAAACUAUUGUUAUUGGUAUAGUGAUGGAUGGUCUACGAAGGAUAUCAUUUUACUCAUGUAGACAUGGUGACAAUCAAGUUACCCUACGUAACAACACAGAAGAAUAGAUACGAAUAUAAUGAUGGAGGGUGUAGCUCCCGCUGUU